This is a messenger RNA of Brassica oleracea var. oleracea, 696 nucleotides long. RefSeq names its product translation initiation factor IF-1, chloroplastic. Lineage: Eukaryota; Viridiplantae; Streptophyta; Magnoliopsida; Brassicales; Brassicaceae. The record is from RefSeq and is a predicted model, not a curated record. Gene Ontology annotation, cellular component: cytosol. Gene Ontology annotation, biological process: translational initiation. Bases 128 to 553 code for a protein of 141 amino acids. The transcript has 2 exons. Gene Ontology annotation, molecular function: ribosome binding; RNA binding; translation initiation factor activity.
GUCACGCCAAUUCUCGACCAGAGACUCGAAACUUGUGGUGGUUUCUUCUAUAGAAGGGGGAUUGGAUUAUUCACAGAGAGACGCGACGCUUUGAAGAUAAGAGAGAAGCCAUAAACCCAAAAAAAAUAUGCUUCAACUCUGCUCCACUCUCCGUCCUCAACUUCUCUUUUCUCCUCAAAUCCGAUUCACAGAUGGAGUUUUGAUUCCCCGACUAAACUUUGGUUCGAGGAAUUCAGUUGUGAGCUUCCGUCCAGUGAUACGGUGCCAGAGAGUUAGCGGAGGUCGAGGAGGAGCCAACCGAAGCAAACCCGCCAAGCCUCCUGUUAAAGAAGGCAGCAACAAAACGGUGAUCGAAGGUUUAGUCACCGAAUCGCUUCCCAACGGCAUGUUUCGAGUUGAUCUUGAGAAUGGAGAUAACAUUCUUGGGUACAUUUGUGGGAAGAUUAGGAAGAAUUUCAUACGAAUUCUGCCUGGAGAUAAAGUGAAAGUUGAAAUGAGUGUUUAUGAUUCUACGAAAGGUCGUAUCGUUUUCAGAAUGAGUAGUAGAGACUAAAAGAAGAAAACCAAAACGGGGUUGUUGUUUCAAGAUCAUGUUAUAUUCUAUUUUUAAGUGUACUAGUCAAAGUUUGAUAAAGCUUUAACAUUUAUGCAGUAUGAAUACAUGAUUAGGCUUAUAUGGAUUAAACUUUUUUUUUU